AUGGCUACAGCUAAUCCAAAGACACUCGAGAAAGUUACAGACUGGUUUCUAGAUGACCUGCCCAGCACUGAACCACCGGCUACCGGAUCUUGGGACUGCCCCCCUAACUACCAUCAAGACCGUUAUGCACCGUUUCUCAAACAUAUUGCAGACGUGACCGGAACCAAAGUUACCUACGACGCACUCGGUCAUAAGGUUGACGUCUUGGGCAAGGACGCAACUGUUGUUGAGCAGACGAUUGAGCGCCUUACGUAUCUGCACUCUGCGCUGUCUCUCUUGACGCCCAUGCCGACAAGUCACCAGCACCACAUGUUUCUACCAGCCCACGGCUAUGACAAGCUCCAAAUCACGCCUUUCAGGCAUCACUCAGCCGCAACUACUGUGAAGACUCUUGCUUCCCCCGAUGAGUGGAAGUCCUUGGCUUCUAUGGGCGUCCUUGUGCCAUUCCGGCAAGUGAUCAGGCAGGAGAAGUCCAAGGUCACCACAGCCACGUCACGCCCCGCUGUCCCAUCUCGCUUUCUGUCAAAUCACACCUUUAGGAUGUUCGGGAACUACGAUAUGUACAACAAGACAGUCUCGUCCAGCGAAGGCUCUAGUCUGUCGAGUGCUGCCGAUAAACCAGUGUCCAACCCUGAUCCACCAGAACAUGUUCUAACCUUGAGGCCGAAAGAAUACUAUUCUAUACUGGCUUCCGAGAACACUGAUCGGGUCACACAAUGGGUAGACCAGAACAAAAAGUCUGAUUCCACCACACCUCCUGUCGACCCUCAACAGUCCGUUCCGCCCGAGGAGUACCCUCCCGAGCAGAAGCCUGUGCGAGGAGUGUUGAAGCGUCGGGUCAGGGAGACGUCCAAGUCGAGCCCUGUGAAGAGUGCGAAGGCAAAAGCUACACAAGAGCAGGCCUCAGCUGAUCCCCAGCCCAUAUCUUCCUUGAUCCCUUGGAAACCGAAACCUGUGCCAACAUUUCAUCACACAAUGGCUCAGAAGGUGUCUCCUGGUACUAACUCACCAUUGAAGCAAACCACGCUGGACAAGUACUGGACAUCUGCUGUCGGUGCAUUCGAAAAGGAAAAGUCAAAAAGAAGCAAACCCGAAUCACGAGAGUCUCCCCCAAGCUCUACAUCCCGUCCCACUACUACAACCGAGAACGUAGCCGAGUCGUUCAUUCCAACUCAAAAAUAUGCAAACGAGACACCAAAGCUUACAACAAAGCCAAUUCUCCAUGCAGAUUCUCAUGACGUCCUCGAAAUAUUCAAUGCCUUACAGCCAACUCUAGAAGCGGCUAGGUCGUUUCCGGGGUCUUUGCAACUCGAAGCUCACAUCGAGCUGAUCACCAUGGCACCGUAUUCGCCUGAUCAAUGUUUUGACGAUAGAGUUGUGACAGUGGAAGAUUGGAAGGAGAACUUUCAGCCCAAGAAAGGCACUUCUUUGGCUCCGUACUGGGCGUGGAACAAGGUGACUGGAUCGGGGGCAGACGUCGAUGCUAUGAUAGAUAUUAUUUGGAGCAAGAAGAGUCCACAGCGAAUAUUUCACGAGACGCCUGUUGAUCGUGAUGUUGUUUUUGAAUAUCAUUGUCGCAUAGGAGAUGGUUCUGGCUUUGUGAUCUCGCUAGACGAAGCCGGUUGUCCAAGCUUUCACCAAACGCCAUCUGUGUUAGGAUGCUCCACGAUCCAUUUUCCUCACCGGAUGUGGGACAUGAAUAUUACUCUGAAAGGAGAAAUGAAUCUGCACUGUUACAAAGAUCCGGAGUUGAAGAAGGCAAUUGACGACUUUGUCAUGACCAUCUACUUCGAACCAGGCAAUGAUGACAUUAUUAUCUUCUGCAGCGAGCCAAGAAACAAGGUCUUUAUUGUUGACAAGAUCCUGAUGAAGAGCACGGUUCGGCAUCUACACAUACCCCUGAAUGAGGAAGCGUCGUCCAAGUUGAUUUUCAAGACCGUAGAGAUUCGGCAAUUCAUGACCGGCCGUAAACCAAACCAUCCCAGGCUGAUUCGCGGUCGCAUACCGGUUGAUAAACGGCAAGAGUGUAUUUCAGCUAGACUUCUGUGGUACGAAGUGUCGGUUGUGAGUGACGCGAUCCAGAAGCUCCUAAAUACCAACCAAGAAUUAGAACUUGGGCAGCAGACGGAGAAGUGGAGUGCCGUUGAACUUCUUGGAGAUGAAAUCAGGCUAAAGGAUGUUCCGUUUGAGUCAAGUCAAGUCGCUCAGUCUAUCGAUGAUUCUGGAUUUGGCAGCAUGUACAGAUUGGGAAAGGUGAUUUUGGACCGUAUGAGGAUCGGCGAACCUCAAUUAAGUUGA
Talaromyces marneffei is the source of this 2298-nucleotide messenger RNA. RefSeq lists its product as uncharacterized. Lineage: Eukaryota; Fungi; Ascomycota; Eurotiomycetes; Eurotiales; Trichocomaceae. The record is from RefSeq and is a predicted model, not a curated record. The coding region runs from base 1 to 2298 and encodes 765 amino acids. The transcript has 3 exons.